AUGGUUUCGAUAGAUCAAUCAUAUAACGUGCUCCCCAAGCACUUCGGCUCUGAGCACGACGACUACGUUCUCUACCCCGAACCACCCCAAGGAGUUUUCACCACCGCGCCCAUGGAAAUGAGUAUCCCUGCCGACGCCUCUUACAUGUUCCCGACCUCGAUGCCCAUGGAGGCAUCUCCCGUCUACGAGAACAACUUCAUCUACCAGAACCGCACCUCGCCCGGUCUGUACGAGGACGGCGACUACCAAUUGCCCUCAUCCAACCUCUCUACCACAUCCGCUCCCUCGGCGGCCUCGUCCAACGUGGGCUCGCCGCAGUCGCAUCACGACCAGCCGGUGCCUGUUCCCGAAUGGACGCAUCCCGGCAUCGCUGUCACCCCGGGCAUUGUGCCCCACGACUACUACAACACCACGGGUACUGAGUACUCGACCUACGCCGGCCCAGGUAUGGAAGACUUUGCAGCUUUCGACUUUGCAAACACCAAACCCCCGGGUUUCGUGGACCCUUCACUCAUUCACCCCGACAUCAGCCGGCCCAUGCCGAUGCCGGGCUUCGAUCCCAACUUCCACCACCCCCAGUAUCCCGCGUCGCCCGCUCUGUCCGCUUCGUCCCAACCCAUGAUCCGACCCGGCAGCCAAUCGCCUUUCAUGCACGGCGGCUUCCAGCAGCAGUUCAGCCCCUACGCCACGCCCGCCGACGCCCGCCGCCCCAGCCUCCAUUCGUUCCCCUCGACAUAUUCAGACGGCAACGGCUACAGUGGCGAUGAGUCCAAGGAGAAGCAGCGAUGCCCGCACCCCGAGUGCGGCAAGACCUUCAAGGACCUCAAGGCGCACAUGCUCACCCAUCAAAACGAGCGCCCGGAGAAGUGCCCGAUCGUGACGUGCGACUACCACAUCAAGGGCUUCGCGCGCAAGUACGACAAGAACCGCCACACCCUCACCCACUACAAGGGCACGAUGGUGUGCGGCUUCUGCCCGGGAUCAGGCUCGGCCGCCGAGAAGUCCUUCAACCGCGCCGAUGUCUUCAAGCGCCACUUGACGGCGGUUCACGGAGUGGAGCAGACACCGCCCAACAGCCGCAAGAAGAGCACGACCGCCAGCAGCGGCAAGAAGCUCGCCGGCUACCCUCCCGAUGCCACCGGCAAAUGCUCGACCUGUUCGCAGACCUUCUCCAACGCUCAGGACUUCUACGAGCACUUGGACGAUUGUGUGCUGCGCAUUGUGCAGCAGGAGGACCCUGCGGAGGCCAUCAACGCUCAGCGUCUGGCCGAGGUCGAGAACGACAAGGAUGUGCACCAGACCCUGGAGAAGAACCACCUCCCCACGCAGACACAGACGGCAUCCAUGGAGGACGAUGAUGAUGAGGAGAUGGACGACGAGGACGACGAGGACAGCAAGCACCGCACUUCGCCAAGCAAGCGCAAGGGCAACCCAGUCAACGGUGUUCAGAAGUCUCGCGGUCUCACCCACUCCCGCGGCGGAGGCCCCGUGCCGGUCAAGGCGAAGGGUCGCAAGAACCGCCGCGACUACCCUUCGUCUUGGGGUUUCGACAAGGGCCAGAUGACGAUGAAGAAGCGCGUCAUGGCGGUGUUCGACGGCCCUCGCCGGCUGGCCAAGGACGACAUGAUGCUCUCGACGGAUCACGAAGUGCGCAUCAAGCUGGCUGACGGUACCAACUACGUCACGGACCUCGACGUCCAGACGCUGAAGCGCGCCGAGGGCUUCCUGGGUGCGACGGACGAGGAGAAGGGACCGUGGAUCUCUGACGAUCCCACAGAGGAGCAACUUCGGCAGAUGCACGAGAUGCUCGAGGGCUGCUAA
Colletotrichum karsti is the source of this 1821-nucleotide messenger RNA. RefSeq lists its product as uncharacterized. The transcript has 2 exons. Gene Ontology annotation, biological process: regulation of transcription by RNA polymerase II. Lineage: Eukaryota; Fungi; Ascomycota; Sordariomycetes; Glomerellales; Glomerellaceae. The record is from RefSeq and is a predicted model, not a curated record. Bases 1 to 1821 code for a protein of 606 amino acids. Gene Ontology annotation, cellular component: nucleus.